Molecule: messenger RNA, 687 nt
Organism: Teleopsis dalmanni
Lineage: Eukaryota; Metazoa; Arthropoda; Insecta; Diptera; Diopsidae
Product: dual specificity protein kinase shkD-like
Exons: 2
Coding region: 1-687 (228 amino acids)
Source: RefSeq, a predicted model, not a curated record
AUGGGAAAUGAAAAGGCGAAAAUACGCUGUAAGCUAACGAUAUACAAUUUGGAAAGAGGCUUAAAUUUUGGAGGUCAUUUGCGCCGAAAUAUGCUUCAAACAACAACAACAACAACAACAACAAGAAUAUUCAAAGUAGCAACAACAAGAAACAUAUCAACAGCGAGAUUUCACGGCAACCUAUUUUCAUUACCAGCACAAACAACAAGAACAACAAGAACAACGAGAGCUGUUGCAACAACAGCAACAGCAACAGCUACGACAACGACGUGCAUUGAUAUCUACAUGUACAAAUAUUCGGAAUACAAGGCCAAUAAACAGAAUCAGGCUACGAAUACGGAUGCACGAACACGUAGCAUAACACAAACGACGGCGUAUAUAAACCGCAGAGGUAAAUGCACUCGUACAACAUUGCAUGCAAGUCUUCAAAAGGAUGUGAUGCAGUGUAUGAAAACAACAACAACAACAACAAAAGCAACAAACAAAUUCAGAAUAAGCCAACACACUGAAUCUGAUGACGUUGACGAUGGCGAUGGCAACAGCGAUGGCGAUGGCAAUGGCGAUGUUGAUGUCGAUGGUGACAACAACAACAACAGCAAUAACAAUAACGAAAUACCGACAACAACUGUAAACGACGACAUUACGACGAUUGUAUUCGCGUAUGUGUUCGAAAUGCAAUGGCAGUGA